Molecule: messenger RNA, 498 nt
Organism: Hepatospora eriocheir
Lineage: Eukaryota; Fungi; Microsporidia; Hepatosporidae
Source: the annotation of a GenBank genome assembly
AUGAGAAUCGAAAAAUGUUGGUUUUGUUCAGCAAAUAUUUAUCCAGCAAAUGGAAUUAAAUUUGUAAGAAAUGAUGGAACAGCUUUCAGAUUUUGUAGAUCUAAAUGCAUUAAACUGUUCAAGAAGAGACUUAAUCCAAGAAAAGUAAGAUGGACUAAAAUCUAUAGAAAAAUACAUAACAAAGAAAUUGCUGAACAUCCAAUUUAUGAAUAUGAAAAGAAAUGUGAUACAGUUGACAUGUAUGAUAGGAAUAGAAUGAUAGAAACUAUAAAUGCUAUACCAAAUAUACAAAAUACAAGACAGUUUAUUGAGGAUGCUUUUAUUAGAAACAGAAUACUAGCAGCACAGGAAAAGUCUAAAGAGAAUGAUUUAGAAUUUAUUAGAAAAAAUGAAAAGUUGUUACAUAGAGAUAGUGAAUCAGUCAUUAAUAGAGAAAAAAUUCUUAACAGUAAAAUUAAAGCCAAGAAAGCUAAAAACACUCAAUUAGAAUUCAAUUAA